AACUUGGGUUGAGCUUUAGGGCCACCCAAUGGCCCAAGUUGCAAUUCUCAAACAAAUGUGGCUCUGUGGCAUCUACAGUCUGUUAACAAAACCCUAGAAUCGCAAGCAUUGAUGUUAUUCGGGACGAGAAUGUCUAAUUCCCGGUUAAUUCUGUCAUUGUUAUUCCGGUUUAUUCUCAUCAUUCAAAUUCUAUCCAGAGUUUCAGCUAUCAGGAAAGAUCCCAACCUUCUAGAGAAACGAAUUUGCAGAACUACAGUCCAAGGAAGAUACCUUCGAACUGAUGAUAAUGGCCAUGUGUGUGAUGCUCUAUCGAUGGACCCACAGUCUGGAUGCUGCUUUGGAAAGAGAGAGCAAUUCUCUUGUCAUGGAUGCAACCUCAUUUCACAGUGUUGCAAUUCUUAUGAAUUUUGUGUUUCAUGCUGCCUGAAUCCAGCACGGACUCAAAAGGAAUUAGCACUUAAGGUGAAGAUGGCCAAGCCAGUAACUGCAGGGGCUUAUGCAAGUGUUUUUGAUUUCUGUACUGGGAGGUGCCGUCAUAAUUCUGAGAGUGUGGUACAUGAAAAUGCUUAUCUUAGCGAUUUCCAUCACUGCUUUUCUCUGCCAUCAAAUUCUACAGCUGGGGGUGUUGAUAGAAACCCAGAAUUAAGAUUGAAUGGCAUUCAUGUUGUUGUUGGAAGGCAAGGAGAGUCAUGUGACUCCGUUUGCAAAUCAAAUGGGCAAUCAUGUGUUCCAAGCAAGCUCUCGGUGCUUAAUCAAUGCGAAAUUAUGCAGAAAUAUAUGAGCUGCAAAGGAGCAUGUUUGGCAAGCAUUGGAGCUGAUCAACCUGCUGAAGUCGUUGAUGAUGCCCCUAGACAUCUGAAUCCUGGAGCAUGCUUGUACACUCGAACACAGACAAUUCUUUCUUGUGAUGGUUCACAUCAACAUACAAGGAGACUAUGCCCCUGUGCAUAGUUUAUUAACUUGUUUAUGUGCAGGAAAUGCCACCAACAGGCAUGGACAGCCAUGGAGGUUUUUCGUAAUCGGCUCUUGUUGACAUAGUCACUGACGAAACAAUAACAAAACAGAGGAGAAUGUUACAUGAACUCUUAUGUAAUUAGUUUUGUUAAUACUGCACUGAAACAGGCAGAAAUGUUACAUGGACUCGUGCUUAUGUAAUUAAUUUUGUUUCAAUGCUCCUGAA
This is a messenger RNA of Vitis vinifera (wine grape), 1180 nucleotides long. RefSeq lists its product as uncharacterized. Gene Ontology annotation, molecular function: alpha-1,6-mannosylglycoprotein 6-beta-N-acetylglucosaminyltransferase activity. Gene Ontology annotation, biological process: protein N-linked glycosylation; positive regulation of SREBP signaling pathway. The record is from RefSeq and is a predicted model, not a curated record. Bases 112 to 951 code for a protein of 279 amino acids. NCBI's taxonomy places the organism in Eukaryota, Viridiplantae, Streptophyta, Magnoliopsida, Vitales, Vitaceae. The transcript is spliced from 12 exons.